Messenger RNA from Ctenocephalides felis (cat flea), 654 nucleotides. RefSeq names its product G1/S-specific cyclin-D2-like. The record is from RefSeq and is a predicted model, not a curated record. Gene Ontology annotation, biological process: mitotic cell cycle phase transition; regulation of cyclin-dependent protein serine/threonine kinase activity; positive regulation of G1/S transition of mitotic cell cycle. Gene Ontology annotation, cellular component: cytoplasm; nucleus; cyclin-dependent protein kinase holoenzyme complex. The transcript has 4 exons. Bases 1 to 654 code for a protein of 217 amino acids. Gene Ontology annotation, molecular function: cyclin-dependent protein serine/threonine kinase regulator activity. Lineage: Eukaryota; Metazoa; Arthropoda; Insecta; Siphonaptera; Pulicidae.
AUGAAUGUCAAUCUUUUGUGCCCCGAAGCCCCAUUUGGCGAACGGGUGGAUUGCAAUUUUGCUGAAGUUGAUGAGAAUUUGACAAAAGACGCCAGAGUCAUGGAUAACAUGCUGAUGUUGGAAAGGAGCACCAUCCCCCGCAUAAACUACUUUGCCAAUUUCCAGGGGGAUCUGCUACCUUUCAUGAGGAAAGUUGUCACCACAUGGAUGUUGGAGGUGUGUGAAGAGCAACACUGCGAAGAACAAGUGUUUCCUUUAGCUGUUAAUUUCAUGGAUCGUUUUUUGUGCGAAUGCGAGAUUCCUCGUCAACAACUUCAACUUGUGGGUGCAACAGCUUUACUGGUUUCCACCAAGAUUCGUCAAUGCCAUAAUUUGACUAUCCAUCUGCUUUGCGCUUAUACUGAUCAUAGUGUCGCCCCUGAAGAAAUUAGGACCAUGGAAGUGUUAAUUCUAACCAAGCUGAACUGGAACUCGAAUGCGAUUACUGGCUUCGACUUUGUUGAUCACCUAAUCGAGCGAAUGCCAUGGGGACAUGAAAGCCGCCUUACCAAACGUCAUGCUCACACCUUGGUGUCUGUCUGCUGUACUGUAUUUUUGAACCAAGUUGUUUGCAUUACUUUUGCACAACGUGUCCCAUAUAGUUAUACAAUAUAG